GGCAGCAGGAGGAUGUAGUUCACUUCCCUCUGCCGCUGGGCCAACAACACACUGCUCUGAGUCAGGUUUCUACCGGGUGGAGGAUUUCUUUACAACUCCAAAAUGUUGGCCGACAUGAUUCUGGAGGAAGAGUUCGAGAAGAACGGAGAGCCGUGGUACGACCCGCAGGAGCUUCAACACGACCUCCAUUUGGCAGCGGAGCUGGGGAAAACCCUCCUCUCCAGGAACCACGACCUGGAGCAGGCCCUGCAGCAGAUGUACUCCACCAACCAGGAGCAGCUACAGGAAAUAGAGUACCUGACCAAGCAGGUGGACCUGCUGCGCCAGAUGAACGACCAGCACGCCAAAGUGUACGAGCAGCUGGACGUGGCUGCCAGGGACCUUGAGCAAGGCAACCAGAGGCUAGUGCAGGAUAACCGUGUGGCCCAACAGAAAAUCCACAGCCUGACCGAGAUAAUCGAAGGGCUUCAGACCUACAUGGACGACCUGCAGACCCAAGUUGACGAUCUCAAGACCGCGCAGGCAGAGCGAAACAAGAGAGAGCUGGCAGAGCGGCGCAACCUGGGAGCCCAGAGUGUGUCAUGUCUCAAAGAGCUGUAUGACUUACACCAGAGCAGGUAUCCAGCCCACGACAGUCACCUCGUGGACGGACUCUGGCUGCCUCAGGACUCUCUCUGUGACCGAAACGGACACCAAGACCCAGAGGAGGAGAAUGAGUCCCUCCAGCGCUCCAUCCAGACCCUUCAGAGCCAGAUAUCCACGGAGCGGAGUCGCAGGGAGGCCGCCGAGCGCGAGAUCGAGCUGACCCUGAGUGAGAACAGAAGCCUGGAGCAGCGGCUGGCCCUGCUGACGGGCUGCCGGGCCAGGCAGACGGAGCUGGAGGCUGAAGUAGAGCAGCUCCAAGUUCUGUGGCGAGCCGACUGCGCCAAAGGUUUUAGAAGACCUGAGCAGCUGCUGCUGCCUGACACGGUGUUCUUUGGCUCAGAAGAGCAGCCCGGCUCAGAGCAGGCUGACACGGAGGAGGAGGUAGAAACAAAUGUGGAACAGAAGGCACACGGCCGGCAGAGGUGCAACAGCGACAGCGUCGUGAGAGCGACAAACUCUGACGAAAUCCGCCGCCGUCACGAGCAGCUGUGCGUCAGGCGAGCGGAGGCUGUGAAGCAGCGAGGCAUCUCCCUGCUCAACGAGGUGGACGCACAGUACAGCGCACUGCAGGUGAAAUAUGACGAGUUGCUGCAGCGAUGCCAGCAGGCAUCAGACGGUCUGAGCCACAAAGCCGUCCAAACGUCCAGCGCCACUUCCGCGGGCACAAAGACCCGCCGCGGCCGGUCCAGCAUGGCGUCUCUGUCCGACCCGGCGACGCUGCCGGAGGACGGCCAGCAGCCGGAGUACAAGGCUCUGUUCAGGGAGAUCUUCACCUGCAUCCAGAAGACCAAAGAGGACAUCAGCGAGAGCAGACGUCCGGACGCGGCCGGCGGUUCUCAGGGCUCUGCUGAAUGACUCGUCCUCCGUUGUCCUUGGUACUCGCACUCAUCUGUAGCUGUGAAGAGUUUCGACAAAGGAGCGGCUGUGUAAAAGAGUGCGGUCCGAUCCUGCCAUAGCUUUUGUUAAUCUGCACUGUUCCUUAAAUUCCAUCCCCUUAAAAAAAAAAAAAGAAAACAAAGUUAGAAAACUACAUAUGUAAAGCAGCUAUAUGAUAUUCAAUAAGAAUGUAUUCCAAAAAAAAGCUAAAUGAUUAAAAGAUAUUUCUACCUUGGUUUUUAAAUGCUAUCAGCUCCUCAGUAUAUAGAAAAGCACAUUUGUAUUUGUUUCUUGUCCUCAAAACCACAAGUAUUAAGUCGUCCAACAGAACUCAGUGUUUAUAUCGUGGUAAACCUGUGACCUCUUGAUCUUUUGGUGUAUUUUGAAGAUGAAGCAAUAUGGAGCAGAGUUCUGUGCAGAUCGUGCUGGACGGUUCUGCUCUCAUCCACAACCUGUGUGAACGGAUUUGUUGGAAUGUUGUAAUAAGAUGGAAAACUGAAAUGAUGUUAAAAAAAGAAGAGACUUUAUGAUUAGUAGCAUGAUGGUGAGCGUGAGCUGGGUUCUGUAAGUUUGUAACAGGUGGCUUAUGAAUUGAUGGUCAUUUAUCUGUCAACAUAAAAAUCUAAGUGGACGUCAGAAAGCUUAAUUUCAAGAGCUAUCUGUUUUUAAGUCCUUAACUCAUGUCUGCACAAAAGGACACAAAAAGUCUGCACUUUUAUGACUCAUAUGAUUCAUAAUGACUUGGCAUUUUUUUAAUUUAUUAACGGGGCUUUAGAGAUAAUUAAAUGCUUAUUUAUUGUCUUUUUUGGCUAAAUGUUCUAAGAUUGGUCAGUUGACUGGAAUAAAUAUUAAAUGUACACUGGGCUGCUUUUUGUAUGCUGUGAUUAAGUUUUUGCACAGGUGAAAAAUUCUCCUUAAAGUAAAUGCAAAGCACAAAAGAAAUGUUUUCUAGGUUGUUGAUUACUGUUGUGAUAUUUCCUCCAAAUUUGCCACAUCUUGUUGAAUCAAAGAAAACUUGGAUCACAAAUGGUGUUCAUUUGGAUUUGGCGUCAGGAUAUCUCAAGUUCGUCCAAAGUUUUGUUCUUUGCACGGAUGUUCGUGGACUGCUGUUUGACAAACAAGACAAUCCUCAUCAAGCUUUAACAUGUUGG
Messenger RNA from Salarias fasciatus (jewelled blenny), 2672 nucleotides. RefSeq names its product cerebellar degeneration-related protein 2-like. The transcript is spliced from 7 exons. Bases 103 to 1500 code for a protein of 465 amino acids. The record is from RefSeq and is a predicted model, not a curated record. NCBI's taxonomy places the organism in Eukaryota, Metazoa, Chordata, Actinopteri, Blenniiformes, Blenniidae.